This is a messenger RNA of Exophiala bonariae, 1116 nucleotides long. RefSeq lists its product as uncharacterized. The coding region runs from base 1 to 1116 and encodes 371 amino acids. Gene Ontology annotation, molecular function: oxidoreductase activity, acting on NAD(P)H. NCBI's taxonomy places the organism in Eukaryota, Fungi, Ascomycota, Eurotiomycetes, Chaetothyriales, Herpotrichiellaceae. The record is from RefSeq and is a predicted model, not a curated record. The transcript has a single exon.
AUGUCUGCCACUCACCCAGCAGUUGUGACGGUCGGUGUAGGGCAGCCUCUCGAGAUCCACCAGGUGCCGACCAUCGCACCAGAAGCGAACGAAGUGCGCAUCCGAGUCGAAUGGACGGUUUCCACGCCGCUGGACCUGCAUCAGGCAGAUGGAGGUCUUUUGGUCAAUCCACCACAUAUCCUUGGUUCGAGCGUGGCUGGAACGGUGCUGGAAGUCGGACCCGACACAACACGGCUGAGGCCGGGUGAUCGGGUCUUCGGUUACACUUUUCGACAGAAAAAGGAACGCGCCCAUCAGCUAUAUGUCACGACGCCAGAAACAAUGCUGGGGAAACUCUCUGCGACUGGAGGGUUUGACAUUCGACAGGCGGUCGUUACUUGUAAUAACUUUGUUUCUGCCUGGCAUACCCUCACGCAUGAUUUCGGAUUCGAGUUCCCCUGGCCGAAGCCCUCGGGAUUCGUGCCUCGAGAGCUGAACGACUGGAUCCUGAUUUGGGGUGGAGGAACCAGUGUCGGUCAGUAUUGCCUGCAGCUGUUGAAGUGGUACGGAUAUAAAAAGGUGCUUGUCACGGCCAGUAAGCAUCAUCAUGAGAAGCUGCGGCGGUAUGGCGCUCGGCAAUGCUUUGAUUACAGAGAAGGAGGCACUGCACAGAGGAUAUUGGAGGCAGUCCAGAGUGUUAUAACCGGGGACACGCCUGUGGUACCGUUCAUCCUAGACUGUGUUGGCAGCCAACAGAAGAGUCUGUUGCCAAUCGCCGUAAUCGCUCAGUCAAGAGCAAUUGUUGCGGUGAUGCUGCCUGUCAUUGUCCGUGACGCUGCAGUAGAUGUCACACCGGAGUAUCUGAUGGAUGUUGAAAAGGCGGUCACCUGGCAGGACGGGGUGAAAGCCGUUGGGGUGAGGACUCAUUUCUAUCAGAAGAAUGAGUUUCUGGCCCAGAACUUACAAUCGGUUGUCAUGCCUGAAGCAUUAGCAUUCGGCACAAUCGAACCCAAUGAGUACCUCGAGGUGGGAGGCGCCAACCUGCUCGAAAGAGCAACGAAUGCCUUAUCUAAGCUGAGGAGUAAGGAAGUCAGUGGUGCUAGGUUGAUCUGGCGUGUAGCAGAGCCCGAGACCUAG